Molecule: messenger RNA, 3112 nt
Organism: Electrophorus electricus (electric eel)
Lineage: Eukaryota; Metazoa; Chordata; Actinopteri; Gymnotiformes; Gymnotidae
Gene: osbpl7
Product: oxysterol binding protein-like 7
Cellular component (GO): perinuclear endoplasmic reticulum; cytosol; plasma membrane
Molecular function (GO): cholesterol binding
Source: RefSeq, a predicted model, not a curated record
UCACUGGACCGUAUCAAAUCCCGGAUGUGUGGACCAGACCAGACACCUGCUGGAUGGCAUAGGCCUGCCCACUCCAGGAGCAGGAGCACUUCCUCCUCCAGCCACUCACGACAGAAAGUAAAGGUCUGGGAGGUAAUGGAGGAUUUACGGAUGGAUAAAAGUGCCAGUGAAGAGACCAGACAUGAUGUGAGUUAUCCAAGCAUCUGUGAAGGAUACCUGAUGAAGAAAAGAAAAUGGCCUCUCAAAGGCUGGCACAAGAGAUACUUUGUGUUGGAAAAAGGGAUACUUCGAUAUUCAAAAAAUCAAUAUGAUAAUUCUAAGGGAAAACUACGUGGGUCAGUGGAUGUCAGUCUCGCAGUGAUGUCAGUAAACAAAAAGGCAAGACGUAUUGACUUAGAUACUGGACACAUUCUCUAUCACAUCAUGGCAAAGAGCCAUGAUCUCUUCUACAUGUGGGUGAACAAACUCAGUAUCCAUCGCAUGUAUAAGAGGAAUGAGGUGGCAUUUAUUCACAAUGGCUUCCUGCAAGCUCUUUCUCAGGACAGAAAUACAGCUCAAAGAAAGAAUUCCAUGCAAGAAGUGAGUGUGUCUAUCUCUUCCUCGAAUGAUGUGCCAGCUCAGACUGCAAAGAUAUCAUCUGCCAACCCUGAAAUUAAUGAGGCUAAAGUGUCUGCCUGGCUGCAGCAGACACAGGAUCCAGACAACUGCACUCAAGAGUUGAACCGCUGUCAGACAGACCUGAGUGAUCUGAAGCUACUCGUCCAGAAGCUGCAUUCCUUGGACUCGGGCCAGGCUGCCAAUAAUGGAGAGCUUCAGAGGAUCCACAGCAUGCAGAAUCUUUCACUUGAAAAGCCCAAGAAGAAAUAUGGCAAGAUAUGGGGCCACAAUCGCACACUUUCUCGGGACACUCUAGGGAUGUUUUCAUCCAAACAUUUAAGUGCUUCGUCCCAUCUGGGUACUUCUGUGCCCUCCAUUCCUGACUCCAUCUCCUCCCAGCUGGCUCCACCAGUGUCCAGCUCUUUUGAGAGCCAGAAGCUCUUCCAGGACAUCUGCACCAUGUCCCAAAGAUUGCAGAUGUCUCUGAGUGCUGUGCACGAGGCCCUGUCUCAGGAAUACCAUCGGAUUCAGGAGGCCUGGACCAGUGGCGAGCUUCGCCAGAACACUUCUGUUCAGAUCAACAACCUCUGUACCACCCUCACUGAGUUAGAUAUGCAGUCCCACCAAACACAAAUCCACUCACGGUCAGAGUGCUCUGACUCUGAGGAAUCCUUCCACACUGUGACGCUGAGAAAGUCUGUACGCCGUUCCUCUUCGUUCACACCCUCGGUGGCAGACUCAACGGCUGAGUACUUUGACGCGUGCAAUGACAUCCAUCGCACCGAGGCAUCAGACGAGUCGGGCUUGAGCGAUGCCUCUAGUGCCUCAGAGCCAGACGAGGAUCGUGCCACUGCAGCGUGGAAAUACCGAGCCAGCCUGUCUAAGGCGCCUACAAAGCUGCGGCAGGGCCAGUGGAGCACGAGCCGUCGCACCAGUCUGCUCGCCACCUGCCCUGACAACAGCCACGUGGGCCUCAUCUCCAUCCUCUACAAUAACAUUGGAAAGGACCUGUCCCUUGUGUCCAUGCCCGUGGUCCUGAACGAGCCUGUCAACCUGAUCCAGAGGCUCUGUGAAGAGCUUGAGUACUCAGAGCUACUGGAUACAGCCAACGAAACUGAUGACCCCUACCAAAGAAUGGUAUACAUUGCGGCCUUUGCCAUCUCUGGCUAUGGUACAGCUCAAUACCGUAACCGCUAUAAGCCUUUUAAUCCAGUCCUGGGAGAGACGUUUGAGUGUGUAAGGGAAGACAGAGGUUUCCGUUACAUCGGUGAACAAGUUAGCCAUCAUCCACCCAUCUCUGCUUGCCAUGCUGUCUCUGAAAACUUUUGCUUUUGGCAGGACCAGAGAUGGAGGAAUAGAUUCUGGGGAAAGUCUUUGGAGAUAAUUCCAACUGGAAUGGUGAAUGUCACUCUACCAAAGUAUGGAGAUCAUUACGAGUGGAACAAAGUGGUGACAUGCGUCCAAAAUGUUCUGAGUCAGCAGCGCUACUUAGAGCACUAUGGAGAGGUCGUAAUCAGGAACCUGAACAACUCUCUCUGCACCUGUAAUAUCACAUUUGUUAAGUCCCGCUACUGGGGCUCAGAUACAAAUAAAAAUGCAGUUCAAGGUCAAGUACUUGACCAGAGUGGCAAUGUUGUGCACCGAUUUGGUGGAUUUUGGCAUGAGGGAAUCUUCUGCGAUACACUGCCCAACCCACAGUGUAUUUGGAAGCCACACCUUCAGCCUAAGGACUAUAACCUCUACUAUGGGUUCUCUAGCUUUGCUAUGGAAAUGAAUGAGCUGACCCCUGACCUUACACCUCUGCUGCCCCUCACAGACACGCGACUACGUCCGGACCAGAGGCUGCUGGAGGAAGGGGAGGUGAAGGAAGCAGACAAGAAGAAAGACGAGGUGGAAGAAAAGCAGAGAGCGCGAAGGAAACUUCUGGCCAAGAAAGGAGAGGAACACAUCCCUCGAUUCUUCAGGAAAUCUGUUGAUGAUGCUGGUAGAGAAGUAUGGCUGACAAAUGGAACUUACUGGAAGCUCAGAGAAAAUCCUGGAUUCAGGAAAAUUAAAACCUUGGAACUUUGGUGAAUCUUAGAAAAAAACAACUGAGACUGAGACUGUCUUAACUAUAAAAUAUUCUUUGACUUUUGUAAAGCUUACAUGAACCUGAACAUGAAGCAGACUGUGGAGCAUGAAUGAACUGCCCAGGAUCCACACUGGAUGGAUAAUGGAUAAUGCUUUUCUCAUUAAAAAAAUUGGUGUCCCCCUUUCUCACCGCAGAAGCAUUCAAGCUCUUCCCUUUCUUAAUGAAGAACAUUUCCACCUCAUGGUGGAAGACAAUUCAUGUCAGUUUGCCUUCUCCCCCCAAAUGCUUAUGUACUAGUAACACCAAUGAAACACAAUAUGUGGGAUUCAUGUGUUUCCCAUUAGUGCUUCCAGUAUGUGUGUAUGCCUCAUGUUGUUAGUGCAUAUCAUUAUAGUAAUUGAAAAGCAAUUUAUGGUUAUUAUAAACAAAACAUAACAGUGAUGG